UUCUAGAGUUUUUGGUCUUUUAGGUAUUGUUUAUUUUAUGCAUAUUGUUAUUUCUAUUUUUUCGCUGUGACUAGUUUCUGGUUUGUUAUGUAAUAGAUUAAUACUGGCAUUUUCACAGACGCGAACGUGAGAAAUUAUAAUAUAAGUUUAACUUCAACGAUGCAAGAACUUGUGCAUAACUAAGCUUGUCGUUUUUUUACCAUUGAUCCUGCGUGCUGUUUCGGUCACAUCUUCGAACUCGUAACUCAACACAAAGAUGAACAGCCUUUGAAUUAUAAAAUUUUGAAAAUCUGACGUUUCAAGGGUUGAAGUCAGUAUCUUCUUUCUGCAUUCGAGAUCAAGAAAGGAGAGAUUGUGUCAUACUGCGUAGAAACAGAUUUCAAAGAUCAAACUUAGUUCAACUUUCUGCGGUUUUGAGGAUUAACAUGUGAUGUCACAUUCAACAACACAAAAUUCCAGAAUUGACAAUUGUUUAUAUCAGAGGUAAAAAAUUGUAUCAGUGACCAAAUACAAAGUAGAACAUAUUCGUUAAUUGUGUAUGAAAUAACAAAGUUUUUUAUUCUCACUGUUAAGUUUAUAAAGUUUUUUCGGGUACUAAUUUCCCACCGUUUUCUGGUCCAAAUUUACGCUUAGGUUCCAAAAUGCCACUUGCAACUGAUUACAAAUCAUAAAUUUAAGACUUCCUGUCUUAGAGGGGGGUUACCCAGAAAAGUAGUUAAACUUGUGAUCAAGGCUCUAUCCUGUUCAGAUGAAUGGGUAAAUUAAAAGCCAACAUGACAGUGUUACAUUCCGUGCUAUAUUUCCUUCUGGCAUUUUUCUAUUUUCUUCUUCCGAGAAGUGUGGCCUCAGCUAACUGCGGUAGUCUUCGUAACGACACUGGAAUAAUUCAAAGCGGCACACCUGACGAGACCGGCAUGAAGACCACCAACAACACAAAAUUAAAAGGGUGUGCAGAAACAAGUGUCACCAGCUCAUAUAUAGAGAUUAAUCUACACACGCUUCAUACCAUCUGCGCUGUGUCCGCUCACGAAAUUUCUCCAGCAAACAAGCCUGUGAAGAACUAUACAAUACGAAUAUCCACAAAUGGAUCAACUUGGGAAGACUACAAGGAAAACGGAAAAGUUAAGAUCUUCCAAGGAUAUAAUGAGAAGACCUUAAGGAGGAAGCAUGAUCUUAAAGCCACAGUCACAGCAAGGUAUCUACGAUUCCUGCCCGCAGGAUACCAAGGCCAUGUGUGUAUGACAACGGAGAUUUUUGGAAAGGAGAAAAUAGCAGUGAAAGCCAGCUCAUCUACCACUAGUAGAGCAUCCAACACUGAAAGAACCAAUACGCCUUCUGCGACUGAAGCUGUGACAACCGAGGACAGUGUGAUUACAACCAUUCGUGGAGUAUCCACUACCGCAGAAACCCCUACGUCUUCUGCUGCUGAAACUGUUGCGGCGACCAACGACUCUGGGAUUGAAGUAACAUAUACCCCUAGUAGAGCAUCCACCCCUGCAGGAACCAAUACGUCUGCUGCUGAUGAAACUACGACAACCGAAGACAAUGGAAAACAACAACUCUAUCUUCUUAUUCUCAUUGCUCUGUCCGUUAUUGUUUUGGUGUUGUUCGUUAUAAUUGGGGGACUCAUUUGGCAGUUACGGAAAGGUGUGAGAAGGAAUGAAGACUAUAUUACAGACCAUGACAUCCCUGUCCCACCUGUUGUACGACAAGAGUCAGAGCCUAUUCAUUAUAUGGAACUUCGGCCUCCUGAAGUCCAGUCACCUGAACCAUCUGCUUAUGCGUCAUUACAAAGAAGAUACUCGACUCCUUAUUAUUGCAAUGUAGGAUUUGUAAGGGAAAAAACAGGGAAUGAUAAUGAUAGAAUUUAUGAAAAUGUUGAGGCAGGUGGUAUCGGCGUCUGAAAUUAAAGUCUCAUAUCACAUCAAAUUUUGCAGCACCAAUUAAAAGAUCCUACAAUCAGA
Messenger RNA from Stylophora pistillata, 1964 nucleotides. RefSeq lists its product as uncharacterized. The record is from RefSeq and is a predicted model, not a curated record. Lineage: Eukaryota; Metazoa; Cnidaria; Anthozoa; Scleractinia; Pocilloporidae.